Ichthyophthirius multifiliis is the source of this 1144-nucleotide messenger RNA. RefSeq names its product ubiquitin carboxyl-terminal hydrolase family protein, putative. Gene Ontology annotation, biological process: protein deubiquitination. The record is from RefSeq and is a predicted model, not a curated record. The annotation marks the transcript as partial. The transcript has 8 exons. Gene Ontology annotation, molecular function: cysteine-type deubiquitinase activity. NCBI's taxonomy places the organism in Eukaryota, Ciliophora, Oligohymenophorea, Hymenostomatida.
AUGAUUAAACAUUAUCCAAGCACAAUGCAUAAUAAUAUUGUCGAAUUCAAGAAAUGCUAUUUAAGACAAUAAUAGGUUGGAUUAUAAAAUAUUGGAAAUACAUGUUAUAUAAAUUCAGCUUUAUAAUGUCUAUUUAAUUGCAGCUAAUUGCUUGAAUAUUUUUUAUAAAAAAUAGAUGAAAAGGAAAAAAACUAAAAAAAUAAAGGCGUUUCAGAUGAAUUUGCUAAAUUAAUACGAAAAAUGGCAACAAAUAAUAAAUUAACACCUGAAUAUCCAUCCGAAUUAAAAUCUAGUAUAGAAAAAAUAUGUACUAAAUUCAAAGGCAAUAAUCAAGAAGAUUGCCAAGAAUUUUUAAGGACUUUAUUAGAAAAUUUAAAUGAUGAUUUAAAUAGAGUUAUAGGAAAAAAGCCUUAUAAAGAAUUAGAAGCUGACCCUAAAAAUUAACAAGACUUAUAAAAAAUAUCUGAUAUAUGGUUUUAAUAUUAUAAAGAAAGAGAUAAUAGUAUAAUAACUGAUAUAUUUACAGGAUAAUUAUUAAGUAUUGUUAGUUGUUUAAAAUGUGAAAAAUAAUCAUAUGCAUUUGAUAAUUUUAUGGAUUUAUCGUUAAGUUUUACAAAUAAUCAUAGAUUUAAUUUUGUUUAUGAAUUAGAAAGGUUAAUUGAAUAAUUUUUAAAGGAAGAACCUUUAGAUAAUGCCUAUUAUUGUCAAAAAUGUAAAAAUCAUACAAAGUCAAAAAGAAGAUUCGAAAUUUAGAAACUACCUGAUGUUUUAGUUAUUCAUAUUAAAAGAUUUUAUUUCGGUAGUAUCAGGAAAGAAAAGCUUUUGCAUAAAAUUACUUUCAAUAUAUAAAAUCUUGAUUUGAGGAAAUUUAUUAAAAAUUCAAGUAAUAAAUAACAAAAAUUAUAUGAUAAAAGUGUACUAGAUUGUACUUAUGAUCUUAUUGGAAUUGUUAAUCAUAUGGGAGGUUUACAUGGAGGACACUAUUAUGCUGAAUGUAAAAAUCCAUAUGAUGGGACUUGGAAUCAGUUUAAUGAUGCUAUUUGUUCAGAAAUUAAUAUUCUUAAUAAAAAAUAUGAUACUGAUGGAUCAUCAGAACCUUAUAUGUUAUUUUAUUAAAAAAGAAGGUUUUUUCUAAGUAAAAUUU